CUGCUUUUACGCGUGGAUUCUGAAGCUGCCAAACUGUACGCGGACGGCACGUGGGCCCCAGAGCCGCACAGGCGCAGCGAGCCCCUGACUCGGGCGGAUGCACUGCGUUCCCGCCGUCUCAGCAGCGGCUGGAGGGCAGAAUGCGGGGCGCGCCAGCUGCUGGUGACCGCAACAGAAGCAGAUAGGCUCUGCCCUGUAGUCGUUAAGUGCUGCCUGCCUUUCAAAGGCAGAGCCUCCAAACAGUACAGGAGCGAACAAGUUUGCAAAGGAAACGCACUUGCAGUCUGGAAACCAGAGCAGCUGGAUAUCCAACUGCGUGAGGAAAUCCAGAGGGCUCGUCUUCUCCCUUAA
Messenger RNA from Rangifer tarandus platyrhynchus (Svalbard reindeer), 351 nucleotides. The record is from the annotation of a GenBank genome assembly. Lineage: Eukaryota; Metazoa; Chordata; Mammalia; Artiodactyla; Cervidae.